UGUGACGCAACGGGGCGGUGCGGGCAGCUGGCUGCGCGUGCGCAGAACUCGCACAAAGGGCCUUAUUUAGGUUGCGCAGGCGCCCGCUGGCCAUUUCGUCUUAGCCACGCAGGAGUCCGGUUUCUGGGUGAGUCUUGUUUGUUUCGACGCCGGACCCCGUAAGAGACGAUGAUGUUGGGCACCGAAGGCGGAGAGGGAUUCGUGGUGAAGGUCCGGGGCUUGCCCUGGUCUUGCUCGGCCGAUGAAGUGCAGAGGUUUUUUUCUGACUGCAAAAUUCAAAAUGGGGCUCAAGGUAUUCGUUUCAUCUACACCAGAGAAGGCAGACCAAGUGGCGAGGCUUUUGUUGAACUUGAAUCAGAAGAUGAAGUCAAAUUGGCCCUGAAAAAAGACAGAGAAACUAUGGGACACAGAUAUGUUGAAGUAUUCAAGUCAAACAACGUUGAAAUGGAUUGGGUGUUGAAGCAUACUGGUCCAAAUAGUCCUGACACGGCCAAUGAUGGCUUUGUACGGCUUAGAGGACUUCCCUUUGGAUGUAGCAAGGAAGAAAUUGUUCAGUUCUUCUCAGGGUUGGAAAUCGUGCCAAAUGGGAUAACAUUGCCGGUGGACUUCCAGGGGAGGAGUACGGGGGAGGCCUUCGUGCAGUUUGCUUCACAGGAAAUAGCUGAAAAGGCUCUAAAGAAACACAAGGAAAGAAUAGGGCACAGGUAUAUUGAGAUCUUUAAGAGCAGUAGAGCUGAAGUUAGAACUCAUUAUGAUCCACCACGAAAGCUUAUGGCCAUGCAGCGGCCAGGUCCCUAUGACAGACCUGGGGCUGGCAGAGGGUAUAACAGCAUUGGCAGAGGAGCUGGCUUUGAGAGGAUGAGGCGCGGUGCUUAUGGUGGAGGCUAUGGAGGCUAUGACGAUUACAAUGGCUAUAAUGAUGGCUAUGGAUUUGGGUCAGAUAGAUUUGGAAGAGACCUCAAUUACUGUUUUUCAGGAAUGUCUGAUCACAGAUACGGGGAUGGUGGCUCUACUUUCCAGAGCACAACAGGACACUGUGUACACAUGCGUGGAUUACCUUACAGAGCUACUGAGAAUGACAUUUAUAAUUUUUUUUCACCACUCAAUCCUGUGAGAGUACACAUUGAAAUUGGUCCUGAUGGCAGAGUAACUGGUGAAGCAGAUGUCGAGUUUGCAACUCAUGAAGAUGCCGUGGCAGCUAUGUCAAAAGACAAAGCAAAUAUGCAACACAGAUAUGUAGAACUCUUCUUGAAUUCUACAGCAGGAGCAAGCGGUGGUGCUUACGGUAGCCAAAUGCUAGGAGGCAUGGGUUUGUGUAAAUAUCACUUUAGUGUCUUUUUUUUUAAGCUAACCUUGUAUGCUUUUUCUCUCAUUUCAGAACACAGAUAUGUAGAACUCUUCUUGAAUUCUACAGCAGGAGCAAGCGGUGGUGCUUAUGGUAGCCAAAUGAUGGGAGGCAUGGGCUUGUCAAACCAGUCCAGUUAUGGUGGCCCAGCCAGCCAGCAGCUGAGUGGUGGUUAUGGAGGCGGCUAUGGUGGCCAGAGCAGCAUGAGUGGAUACGACCAAGUUUUACAGGAAAACUCCAGUGAUUUUCAAUCAAACAUUGCAUAGGUAACCAAGGAGCAAUGAACAGCAGCUACUACAGUAGUGGAAGCCGUGCAUCUAUGGGCGUGAACGGAAUGGGAGGGAUGUCUAGCAUGUCCAGUAUGAGUGGUGGAUGGGGAAUGUAAUUGAUCUAUCCUGAUCACUGACUCUUGGUCAACUUUUUUUUUUAAGAAAAAAAACUUCAGUUUAACAGUUUCUGCAAUACAAGCUUGUGAUUUAUGCUUACUCUAAGUGGAAAUCAGGAUUGUUAUGAAGACUUAAGGCCCAGUAUUUUUGAAUACAAUACUCAAUCUAGGAUGUAACAGUGAAGCUGAGUAAACUAUAACUGUUAAACUUAAGUUCCAGCUUUUCUCAAGUUAGUUAUAGGAUGUACUUAAGCAGUAAGCGUAUUUAGGUAAAAGCAGUUCAAUUAUGUUAAAUGUUGCCCUUUGCCACGUUACAUUGAACACUGUUUGGAUGCAUGUUGAAAGACAUGCUUUUAUUUUUUUGUAAAACUCAAUAUAGGAGCUAUGUCUACAAUUAAAAGUGAAACAUUUUGGCAUGUUCGUUAAUUCUAGUUUCAUUUAAUAACCUGUAAGGCACGUAAGUUUAAGCUUUUAUUUCUUUCCUUUUUUUUAAGUUAAUGGGAAAAUUUUGAGACGCAAUACCAGUACUUUAGGAUUUUGGUCUUGGUGUUUGUAUGAAAUUCUGAGGCCUUGAUUUAAAUCUUUCAUUGUAUUGUGAUUUCCUUUUAGGUAUAUUGCGCUAAGUGAAACUUGUCAAAUAAAUCCUCCUUUUAAAAACUGCA
Molecule: messenger RNA, 2392 nt
Organism: Rhinopithecus roxellana (golden snub-nosed monkey)
Lineage: Eukaryota; Metazoa; Chordata; Mammalia; Primates; Cercopithecidae
Gene: HNRNPH1
Product: heterogeneous nuclear ribonucleoprotein H1
Exons: 13
Coding region: 169-1611 (480 amino acids)
Biological process (GO): regulation of RNA splicing
Cellular component (GO): nucleoplasm; ribonucleoprotein complex
Molecular function (GO): RNA binding
Source: RefSeq, a predicted model, not a curated record